GUAAUUAUUGAAAAUCAUAACUGGAUAACACGUACUUAAUCCUCAAAGCCAUUUAGGAGUAAGUACGUAUGACCCUGUUAUGUUUUUCAAUAAUUACAAAAAUCACCUUUUUCCAUUUUAAAUAAUUUUUGUAAGAUAAAUGCAUACAAUUUUAUUUUGGCAAAUAUCAUCAAUAAAAAUGAAAUUGACUUUAUUUGAUCCAAUUGUUUGCGAAUUCUUUAUGAAUUAAUGUAUUUAUUCCGCACUCGCCACCUAAAAGUUUUUCCAGCAAAUUUCAAGUUUGUGCGUUUACAUUUAUUUGCAUACCCAACGGGACUUUUUAACUAGUGAGUAUUUCUGGGUGUCGGAAAGUUAUUUUAAAAAACUAAAAACAAUAAAUUUGUGCCCUGAUAAAUUUGUAUUGUGUAGGUAUUAGGAUUUGUAUUGUUUAGGUAACUAAACUAUACAAAUUCAUCAGUCCACAAAUUUAUUGUUUUUAGUUUUUUAAAUAAUAAAAACUAAAAACAAAGUUGUGCACUGAUAAAAUUGUAAUAUUAGCAAUGCUAUAUUAGCAAUGCCUAUAUUAGCAAUGCCUAAAUAAUACAAUUUUAUCAGUAAACAACUUUAUUGUUUUAGUUUUUUUGUUUAAGGAACCAGAAAAGAUUAAAUAUGGAAAAAGAAGCGACGGACAUGAGGCGAAAGAGAUCAAAAAAGUUUUCCCAACUGGAAACCGAUCUACUGUUGUCAUUGGUGUUGUCUUCAAAUGUAAACAGCAUGGAGACAAACCGAAUGACAACAAAGGGGCGGUCGGUGGGAUGGGAGACCAUUUGUGUCACCUUUAAUGCGUCUCCUGGUGUUGUGGUAAGUGAAUCUAUCUUAUAUACAUAUAAUGCUUAUAACUCUCAUUUUUAUUUUUUUAUGCAGCAAAGAACUAAGAAGGAACUUCGGGAACGAUCUGGGAAUAUAAGGAAGGACCUCUAUAAACUUAUAAAAUUCCAGAGAGAAUCCGUCUUGGCUAAUGGCGGCGGCCACCUUCCACCUCACAAGCCACCCAAAAUAUCUUUCGAGCUGACGGAAAUGGUUAAAAGGUAUGCUGCAUCGCUGCAGAUAAAGUUGGCUGGCCUUGAACCACAUGACAGCGACAAGAUGCAUUCGUCAGUUUCAGCAGUUCUCCAAGUUCCCCACAAUGCUCCCGUGGAGGAGUAUGUACCAGCAGUGAAUGUUAGGGGAGAAGUUGCCUCAAACCAUCCAUCAGAUAUAAGCCCACCGAAUGUCACAAGCCCAGAGAAUCCCUCAAUUCUAUCAGACCCACCGAAUCCACCAAACCUAACGUACUCACAAAGCCCACCAAGUCCACCAAGCCCACCAAACCCACCAAACCCACCAAGCCCACCAGAUUCAAGCCUACUAACCCCACUAAAUCCAGCAAACCUACCUAGAGUUUCCACUUUGCCGACCGCACCAAACGCACCUCAAAUGUUUGCGACACAGAAGCAGCGGCGUCAGAAGAGAACAUAUUCCUGUUGCCAAGCCAGUUCCUCAAGCAGCGCCUCAUACUUCGAAGAAAAAACGAAGCUGUUGGCGGAUGAAAAUAAGCGCCGGAACGAAGUGCACGAGCAAAAAAAGGAGGAAAGUGUGCACCGCACCCAAUAUCUUAAACGCUGCGUCCAAAUAAAAGAUGAGGAACUGGCCAUGCGAAAGCACCAAACUGAAUUUUGGUCUCUUGUGACAAAGCAGUAUAUGAAAAAUCCGGGGAACAUAUCGGAAAUAGUAUGUAUGGCUAACAUAGCAAAUAGUAUGGAGUCAACCAACCCCAUCCGUUACGGGGCACCACAACAAUCGUCCAAUAGAUCUGGGACACAAACUGUUGGAGAAGAUGCAAAUGUUAAAGCUGAAUUGGUCUUGGAGAAAUUUAGGAAGUCCUUAUAG
Molecule: messenger RNA, 1908 nt
Organism: Episyrphus balteatus (marmalade hoverfly)
Lineage: Eukaryota; Metazoa; Arthropoda; Insecta; Diptera; Syrphidae
Exons: 2
Coding region: 649-1908 (419 amino acids)
Source: RefSeq, a predicted model, not a curated record